AUGUCCCAAUUUUCUGCUAUAGUUGGACCACUUUUAAAAAGCAACCUUGUGAGCCAGCAGCAAGCAUUCCUCUAUGUCAGCGAUCCACAAGGCACUAGAGCUACCAUCGGAAGCACCACGACCCUAGCCUGUCGAGUCGGCUGGCGAGACGCGCUCGGACGCGCCUGGAAUGGGCCAACUCCGCCAGUCCAAGUCCAGUGGAUAAUCAAUGGAUUUGGGUAUCGAUCAGAUCUACUCAGUUCCAGCUUCCAGGGAAGAGUGGAACUCCACAGUAAUUCUUCCAGAGUUACAGGUAUUUUCGACUUGAUUAUCCACAGUGUCCAUGCUGAAGACGAAGGCCUAUACGCCUGUCAGGCGCAAAUCUUGUACCACAACCUGCCAAACAGUGAAAACGCCACCGCGUUACUACCUGCUGGUGUGACUGGCAUGAUGUUUGUCCGAAGCAAAGAGGUCAAACUAGUGGUCAUUUGUAAGUUGGACAAAACUGACAUAAUCGCGAUGCGUGUUUUCCCUCAAGAUCCCCCCUUGCGGUUUGGUCUAUUUGGUGGAGAGUUGCUGACGCCAGACCUGCCCCCAAUGCCAAUCUCCCAAGGUUUCGUGCAAUUUGCAAAACCGACGUUUUUUACGUGCGCAAGUGAAGCGUCACGGCCGGCCGCGGUGCUAGAAUUAGCCGUCAAUGCAACUCCUCUUGCCGUAGCCGGAGUCGAGUCAACUAGAUGCGCAUCAGAAAGCGGAGAAGGGCAGUGGUGUGCUAAAAGUUUGUUAACUUUUCAAUUUCCUGCCUUCGAUGUCACCGUAGCAAAGUACACCUCCAGUGUCUGCCCCGAAAUGGUUGCAGCCAAACUGUCUCCAGGUCUGAUGCACGGGUGUUCUCGUAAAUUGCUAGACAUUCGAAAUGUAAGCAUUAUUCCCAUUUCUUCGGUGGACGGAUUUGGCGACGCAUCUACGGCCAACUUUCGAUGCAUGGGCUUCAUCUCCCGACUGCCCCACCAACGCAUAACUCUCAGAUGGAAUAUUGAGAGAACUCGGAUGGAUAAAGUGCCCAAACUCUACCUGCAAGACGGAGGCACGUUGAGUCGAUUCUACUCGGAUUUGGAGUUGCAACAAACGCGAGCGGGCAUUGCCUCAGUUCUUCGUUGUACGGUGAUGUCAGAGGCGACGGUUUUCCCCUACCAGGAUGCCAACUCCAAUUUCCAAGUUGUCUCUAAGUCAAAGGAAAUUAAAAUUGACCUGUCUAUGCAGUCAUUCCAGGAGUCACCUAUUUCCCUCCGAGUGGAGAAUCGGCGUUGUCACAGAAGACGAACAAAUUUCUUGGUGCACUUUGGAUUACGCAGAAAAAAUAACCUUGUCGUGGGCAAGCCUCGGGCAAAUCGGGCCAACCUCAAACAAAACGCGGGCGUUUUUGUACAAACGGAGCCUUUCACAGAGGCACUACUACACGGGCCCCUGUUCCCCCGCGUUGACCAAUCACAGCUCGGUGUGUGA
Molecule: messenger RNA, 1485 nt
Organism: Mesocestoides corti
Lineage: Eukaryota; Metazoa; Platyhelminthes; Cestoda; Cyclophyllidea; Mesocestoididae
Source: the annotation of a GenBank genome assembly